GAGCCAUAAAUAGUGGCGCUCUCCUGCGACAACUUCCGGUUCAAGCGGAAGGCGGUUUAAGAGGCCGUCCUGGCACCUUGAGGCGUACACCUCCGGACAUUCCGGGGCGAAUAUGGACAGGAGGAAGAAGCCUUUGGACGUCACGGCGUCCUCGUUGGUAGACCUUAAGGCUGAACUCUUCCGAAAACAAGAAGAAUUCAAACAAGAAAAACUUCUAAAAGAUGCUGGAGUUUUGGGAAAACCAAAACCAACCAACAAGAAACCAAGUAUCUGGAGCAAACAGAAUGCAGGAGUUUCUAAUCGAGCUGAAAAGGAUGCUGAACAGAAGAUUGAAGAACAGAAGACUUUGGACAAAGCGAGGGAGAAAUUGGAAGAAAAGGCCAAAUUAUAUGAAAAAAUGACUAAAGGAGACUUUAUAGAUGAAGAAGUGGAGGAUAUGUACCUUGUGGAUUUCACCCAGAAGAUGAUAGACAAACACAAAGAAAUGGAAUCUAUUGGCGCCAAUAGAGGUUACAGAAAGACCGAAGAAAGAGACGAUGAUGAGGGAGCUCUUUCUGAAAAAGAUAUUCCUCCGCCCCAGGAUCCCAGUGAAGAAUGGGUGGAUUAUGUGGAUUCUUUAGGGCGAUCCCGGCGCUGUAUGAGAAAGGAUUUGCCAGAUCUGCUGGAAAUGGAUAAAAAUCUUCAGGGGAGGCUUUUCGUUAGUCCUGCAAAUGAGAAAACCUUACUGUCUGAAGAUAUGAGAAAAGAGCUCCAGCGCCAGCAAUGGGAGGAAGAAGAGAGGGAGGCCCUGAGAAGGCCAAUGGGGCCCGUACAUUAUGAAGACAUCCGUGAAAAUGAGGCCCGGCAACUUGGUGUUGGAUACUUUGCUUUUGCCCGAGAUAAAGAGUUGAGAAACAAGCAGAUGAAGACCUUAGAAAUGCUACGUGAACAGACAACAGAUCAGAGAACAAAACGAGAAAAUAUAAAGGAAAAGAGAAAAGCCAUAUUAGAAGCAAGACUUGCCAAACUCCGACAGAAAAAGAUGAAAAAAUCAAAAGAAGAUGGAGCAGAGGAAGAAAACAGAGAUGGAGAUGUUAUUGGACCUUUGCCCCCAGAACCAGAGGUCACGCCAGCUCCUCGUACAGCUGCCCAGAGUAGCAAAGUAGAAGUCAUCGUUCAGGAGAGGAGAGAUACCAGACCCGGGGUGCCGCACGUCCGCGAGUGGGACAGAGGAAAAGACUUUUCCUUUGGGUACUGGUCGAAGAGGCAGUCAGAUCUCCGGGCUGAGAGAGACCCUGAGUUUGCACCACCAUCGUAUUACUUUGUGGACCAAAAGAGAACUGAGUCUCUGAGCAGCCAGGCAUGGAGCCGACCUGCCCCUGCACAGAGGGACCCAGGGCAGCACUCUGGCCAGAGCCAUGACCCCUGCGCAUCACAGACAUCAUCUGCUCCUGCCCCCAGCAGCCCGCCACAAGCGCCGACGGUCACUUUUGAAACUCUGGAUGAUAUGAUAUCAUAUUAUAAACAAGUAACAUGAAGUUAAAAACACUAUAA
This is a messenger RNA of Bubalus bubalis (water buffalo), 1533 nucleotides long. RefSeq names its product coiled-coil domain containing 174 (gene CCDC174). The transcript has 11 exons. The record is from RefSeq and is a predicted model, not a curated record. The coding region runs from base 113 to 1516 and encodes 467 amino acids. Lineage: Eukaryota; Metazoa; Chordata; Mammalia; Artiodactyla; Bovidae. Gene Ontology annotation, cellular component: nucleus.